Molecule: messenger RNA, 4214 nt
Organism: Photinus pyralis (common eastern firefly)
Lineage: Eukaryota; Metazoa; Arthropoda; Insecta; Coleoptera; Lampyridae
Gene: nolo
Product: protein madd-4
Exons: 15
Coding region: 96-3731 (1211 amino acids)
Biological process (GO): extracellular matrix organization
Cellular component (GO): extracellular matrix
Molecular function (GO): metalloendopeptidase activity
Source: RefSeq, a predicted model, not a curated record
UGCCACAGAUGGAUUUAAUUAGGAAACUCCGUUACAUCGUCAUUAUUCUUCGUCCGCAAGUGUGGUUUUGAAUUCAGUGACCAAGUAAGAAAAAAAUGAAUGCCAUCUUCUUCAUACUUUUGCUGAUAUCUUCAAGACCAUCGUCGGAGACGGAAGAGAAUUCGUCACAAUUAGAAAAUGCUUCAGAUCUCGAGCAGAACAACUCCGAGUUGGAUGUGGCUUCGUCGAGAUGGUCGGAGUGGUCAGAAUGGUCUCCCUGUUCACGAUCCUGCGACGGAGGGGUAGCGCGUCAAUUUAGAAAAUGCCAGGCGUUAAAAUGCAGAGGAGAGUACGUCCGUUAUAAAAUAUGCAACAUGCAGCUCUGUCCGGUGUUCCGAGAUUUCCGCGAGGAACAAUGUGGAGCUUUCAACAGCGUUUUAUAUCAAGGAUCUCUAUUCCUGUGGUCGGCGGAGUAUGACGAACGAAAUCCUUGCUCAUUGACUUGUAGAGGGAAGGCUUCCUUUAGCAACGAUCUAGAAGGAAACGAGCCACUUGUGGUUGUGGCACAAUUAAAUGAUAAAGUAGAAGAUGGUACUAGAUGUCGACAAGGCAGCUUGGAUAUGUGCAUCGAUGGAAAAUGUCUGAGAGUAGGAUGUGACCUAAGGAUAGGAUCGACCCUGCAGGUAGAUUCUUGCGGAAAUUGCGGCGGCGACGGUUCCUCCUGCUCUCAACCACUUUAUCAUUGGACCUUAAAAUCGGUUUCUUUGUGCUCCGUCACCUGCGGUGGAGGUUACAAGAUGUCGCGACCCGUUUGCCAGAAUAUUUUGACUGGAAUGGAGGUCGAGGAGCAAUUAUGUAAUGAUUCGUUAAAGCCGGAUACGACCGUUGUCGAAUGCAAUAUUCACAAUUGCCCGCCGAGGUGGCAUACGACUGAUUGGGGGGCGUGCUCGGCCACUUGCGGCGGCGGCACUCGUUUUCGGCAAGUCUAUUGCGUCGAAGAUCGUGGAAAUAAAACCAAAGUAAAGGUUAGCGAGCAAAAAUGUCCAGGGCGGAAACCUAGAUACCAGGAACCAUGCAACCAGAUGGUGUGUCCGAAGUGGCAUACACUACCUUGGUCUGGGUGCUCCGUUUCCUGUGGCGAGGGUAUGCAGGUGCGGGUGGUGGAAUGUAGGAACGCCGACGAUUUUCCAAGUUCGUUUUGCCCCAUAAUCGACGAGCCCGUUUCCACAAAAGCAUGUUCGACAGGCAUACAAUGCCCCCACUUUUUCGACAGCGUUGAAGAGUUACUUCCUGGUCUUUACCACACGCAGCCACUAAUUCAACCAUACCCGCCUCCGCCGCCAGCUCAUGCUGAAAAGCUCAUAGGAGAGCAAGUGAUACCUUCCGAAAGCACGUUUAUCGCAGACGAGUGGGGCCCAUGUAGCGUUUCGUGCGGAGAUGGAAUUAGAAAAAGAGAAGUGCAUUGUAAAAUAUUUUUGGAAUUUUCGCGUACAAUCGCGAAGCUUCCGGAUUCUCAGUGCAGUGGACCCAAGCCGGUAGUUACAGAGAGGUGUUUCAUGGAACCGUGUUCUUCCGAGCGAAUUGACAUUAAAGACGAUCCUUAUCGUGCGGACAUGCCAAUUAAAGUGGGUAGUGGUUCUCCCGGUACGACUUACACGUGGAAAGAGCAAGGGUAUACGCACUGUAGUGCGUCGUGCCUUGGUGGUGUACAAGAACUGAUAGUGAACUGCGUCAGGGACGAUACGCAAAAAGUGACGUCGCCGUAUAUGUGCCCUAGGGAAUUUAAACCUGAGGUUUUGGUACGGACUUGUAACGAUCAUCCUUGUCCACCGAGGUGGAAUUACUCUGACUUUCAGCCAUGCACACAGUCGUGUGGUAUUGGGAUUCAAACCAGAGAAGUCACGUGUAUACAUGAAGUAACGCAAGGGGGAGGUAACACAGUCAUAGUACCCAGUAAUAUGUGCCCGCAGCCACCUCCCCCAGAUAGGCAAAAUUGCAAUGUCUUAGACUGUCCUGUACGCUGGAAGCUUACGGAGUGGUCCAAAUGUACUAAGAAUUGUGGUGGAGGUGAAAAGACGCGGAAGGUCGAGUGUAAACAAGUUAUGGCGCAGAAUCACACUGUCGACCGACCUGCCAGCAUGUGUCCAACUCCGAAACCGCCCGAUAAAAAACCGUGCAACACUAAAAGCUGUGUUCUCGAAACUGACAAACCACAAAUAGAGGUAUCAAACAGCACAUUCAUUCAGCAUGACCCUAAGAAGAAGAAGGUCUCAUUAAAAGUCGGAGGCGCAGCCACAAUUUUUUACGGAUCUAUGAUUAAAAUUAAAUGCCCCGUCAAGAGGUUUAAUCGUACCAAAAUUCAGUGGGUGAAAGAUCACUCUUACCUUCCAAAAGUAAAGAAAUAUAAAGUCUCCAAAAAAGGCGCAUUGAGGAUAUUAAAUUUAACGUAUAAAGAUAGCGGAAUAUACACUUGCAUGGCUGGGAAAUCGUCCGCGGAUUUGGCCUUGUCCGUGAAACCUCGUCCCGGUGAGUUUCCCACAUCAGAAGAAAUUCAAAAACAGGCCGGUUACAAGAACAGCCACAGGAUCGAUUUGGCAAUUUCCGACAUUCAAGCUGGUCGCGAUGAGCUCAAUCCCGUCUUCGGUAAUGACGACCACUCGCACGAGCAGAAGCCCGACAAGCCCAAGAAGAAUACAACACCACGAACUCGGAUCAUUCUCCCCACACAGUCGACGCGCAAGGGCACAUCGAACGUGGGCAACUUGAACGCACUACCCGCUCAAAGCACGACUUUGGUUUCCGAGAAUGAUCAGAGUCGGAUUGUACCGUCGAACUUUCCUUCUUCUUCUGAUUCGCUAAAACCCGCCGCCUCUAGCUCUGGGACUAGAAUUAUUCCGCACUUUCAGCAAUUAAUUUCUAACAUACAGCACUUAUGGCCAUUUCAGACGUUCACCAAUAGCCGAGGUCACCGGAUGGUGACCGAAUCUUCUAGCCAUCCGUAUUUUGACGAGCCCAGCAUAGCGGACUCGACGGAAGAUGACUACGGUUCCGUCGUGAUAUUGGGCAAAGGCACGCCGGAUAGCGUCAGAUUUGAGUGGUCCGCAAGUGAAUGGUCGAAAUGUUCGCAGGCCUGUGGCGAGGGAUUUCAGAUGCGAGAGGUGAAGUGCAUGGUUUUACUGCACAACACGUCUCAAGAAGUCGAAAACAACUUUUGCGAAGAUGCGGGGUUACCAGUUCCGGCCAAUGUCGAAAAGUGCGAGGUGAACGAUUGCGCUCAGUGGAUCACAUCUGAUUGGUCGGCAUGUCAUACUUCCAAGUGUUUAACUCUGAACACAGCGAUUCAAAGGAGAAAAGUCAUCUGCCAAAAUAGCAAGAAUGAAACGUUCGACGCUUCUAGGUGUAACGCUGCCAAUAAGCCUCCCCAUAGGCAAGAAUGUUUUAAGAGUACGUGUCGACCUCUUUGGAGAGCAGGGGCAUGGUCACAGUGCUCAGCGAACUGUGACACGCGCAGUGUUAAAUAUCGGGUACUUCAGUGCGUUUGGCAAGGUACCAAACGUUCGGCUGGAUCGGCGUGCCACAACCAAGAUCGUCCUCCAGUUACGAAAAGUUGCGUCGGCCCACCGUGUAUAUUUAAAAAUAGUAAAGAAGUAUGUUACGAUCGUUCCAGAUACUGCGAAAAUGUUAAACUAAUGGACUUGUGUAAUGAUUUAAAAUAUCAACAUCAAUGCUGUUACACGUGUAAAGCGCAGUAGAUAACUCCUAUUAAAUAAAUUUUUUACAAAUUUUGACGUAGGUAAUUAAUAUUUAUUGAGAAAGAAGGUUGAAACUGUAGACACUUGUUAGUACCUCUUAGCCAACAAUAUUCAGAUUUGAUCUCUAUAUAUACUGAAGACUGAUGCUUUUUGUUACAAUUCUGUUACCUUUACGACAUAUGCAUAGAUAACUAAAUGUUAUAGGAUAGAUAUGUUGUGAAAAUGAAAAUGUGAAAUGAAAAGAGAAAUGUUAUUAACUUAGAUAAUGAAAUUGCUAGAAAAUGUGAUGUUCUAUGAAGCACUUAAUUGCUUUAUUGUUAUUUUAAUGUGUACAUUAUGUAUUUGUUAUCUAUCAUGGCUUCAAGUGAAAGUCUCCAACCAAGUAGGGAAAUAACUAACGUUUGUAUAUAAGUAAAUAUUUUAUUUUUACUAUUUUAAAUUAUAAGCUGUACAGUACGAUUAAGCGAUAAAAUGAAUAUUGUA